AGUACAUAUACAAUAAAUUAUCCACAACAGUAGGUGAACUACAAGUUUGCAAGAACAGUUUCGACAUAAUGCACGUCACAGUCUUUGGGGGAACAGGUGGUACAGGGGUAGAGUGUAUCAAACAGCUACUAGCGGCCGACCACAGUGUUGCAGCGCUCGUCAGAUCACCAGAGAAGUUAAGCGAUGAGAUAAAAGUAGAUCCAAACUUUACCAUGCACGUGGGUAAUGUGCUAGAAGAAAAAGAAUGUGAGAAGGCUCUAGCUGAGAGUAAUAUUGUCAUUGUGGCACUGGGUGGAAACAUGCGCGCUCCGGCCGAUCAGAAGUCUAUCUGCAGAACGGCGCAGCCGGUUAUCAACAAAGCUGUCAAUGCCGCAUGUGCCGAUGCUCGGGUGAUUGCAGUGAGUUCUUUAGGCACAGGCGAUUCAUACCAGCAUAUCAAUUGGAUGACGCGCAAGUUCGUGGACUGGGUGCUGUAUGAACAGAUAGCGCAUAAAGAGGUUCAGGAGGCCUCCAUCAAAGACACUAUCAGAACCUGGACGAUUGUGCGUCCUGGCGGUCUAACUGACGGUGCGUCUAUUGGCAAAUGGGAAGCCAGCCGAACCGUGUCAGGAGGUCGGAUAUCACGUGCGGACGUUGCAAAGUUUAUCAUACAAGAGUGUUUAACAGGCGAUAAAUGGCAGAAUAGGGCUGUAUCGAUUGUUUCUAAAUGAAUAGUAUCUCACAAGAAGUUCAGAUAGCAUACAAUGAAUAGUUAACAAGUAAUAAAUUUAAUAUACG
Sphaeroforma arctica JP610 is the source of this 777-nucleotide messenger RNA. RefSeq lists its product as hypothetical. The transcript is spliced from 5 exons. NCBI's taxonomy places the organism in Eukaryota, Ichthyosporea, Ichthyophonida. The record is from RefSeq and is a predicted model, not a curated record. Bases 69 to 710 code for a protein of 213 amino acids.